Messenger RNA from Aegilops tauschii subsp. strangulata, 510 nucleotides. The record is from RefSeq and is a predicted model, not a curated record. NCBI's taxonomy places the organism in Eukaryota, Viridiplantae, Streptophyta, Magnoliopsida, Poales, Poaceae.
AUGUCUCCCCGCCGCCGCCGCACCUCUCAGCCGCCUGCCUCUCUGCCGGAUGACGAUGACAUGCUCCGGGAGAUUCUCCUCCGCCUGCCCCCGCGGCCUUCCUCCCUCCCCCGGGCCUCCCUCGUCUGCAAGCGUUGGCGCAGCCUCGUCGCCGAUCCCCGAUUCCAACGCCGCUUCCGCGACCACCACGGCAAGCCUCCACUCCUUGGCUUCUUCAUCGGUAGGCGUCGCUCCUUUUCUUUUGUUCCAACGCUGGAUCGACCAGAUCGCAUCCCCGAAGCUCGCUUCACCAUUCUUCUCCACGAGGACGACAAAACCCUCGACAGCCGCCACGGACUCGUCCUUUUACUCAGCAGGCCGCUACGCCGCUUAGUUUUGUGGGACCCCGUCGCGCGCGAGCAGCGCCGGCUGAUCCUCCCACUAGAGUUGGACAACGGCCAGACGUUCAUCUUCAACGGGGCGGUGCUUCGCCGUACCGCGGCGAAGGCUGCCAUUUCCAGGUUGCCCUGA